AUGAAUAUUUUUCACCAAGUUUUUAAUCAUGAAUAUAGCCAUUUCUGUGUCCGCAUGCUUUGUUCAACAAUUGAAAGAGGAUAUCAAGUUAUCCGAACAGAAAAUUCUGAAGAAUUUAUUUUGGAAAAUAAUAAUGGAGUUUUUAUUACAACACCGGAUAAUUGCAAUUUAGAUUUUCCAAUUAAUUUUUUUAUUACCCAUGUAGUCAAUUAUGACUUGAAUGGUCAACACUGUUUUGCUAAUGGUGGAGUUGUUGAGAAGAACAAUUAUACUAAUUGGCCUCAAAUGAGUAUGCAUAUUAAGAAAUUUGAAAAUAGAGAUUAUGCGGAAGGAACCAUUGAGAUUGUGUAUUUCACUAAACAUUCUCUCAAACCUGGAAAAAACUAA
Meloidogyne enterolobii is the source of this 387-nucleotide messenger RNA. The record is from the annotation of a GenBank genome assembly. Lineage: Eukaryota; Metazoa; Nematoda; Chromadorea; Rhabditida; Meloidogynidae.